Molecule: messenger RNA, 1527 nt
Organism: Erythranthe guttata (spotted monkey flower)
Lineage: Eukaryota; Viridiplantae; Streptophyta; Magnoliopsida; Lamiales; Phrymaceae
Product: glucan endo-1,3-beta-glucosidase 11
Biological process (GO): carbohydrate metabolic process
Molecular function (GO): hydrolase activity, hydrolyzing O-glycosyl compounds
Source: RefSeq, a predicted model, not a curated record
AUCCUUGCUCAGUUUAAUUAAUGAACUAGGAAGUAGUGACAUUACAUAAUUAAAUAACAAGAAAAAUCUACUCAUUCUACAUUUAAUUUCAUUAUGCCAAACUCAAUACAAACUACUAGCAAGAAUGAAAGCAUAUGUCCUAAUUGCCAUAGCCAAGGCACCUACGAAAAAUCCCUUUAUCUUAAUAAACCAAAAGGCAAACAAGCAAAGAAAGGAAUUCACCUCUUAAUUUAUAGUCUCUUUCGAUUUUCUUUUCAUUCCCCCUUUCCCCUCUCUCUCUCUCUCUCUCUCUCUCUCUCUCACACACACACACACACAGACACACACAUUCCUCUUUCCCUCUCUCACAUGGAAAAUUUUGUUAGCAGGAUUACUAUGUUAAAUGUUCUUCUCGGCUUAUUUCUAACUUUAUCUGGUUUUCAUUUUCCAAAACAAGUGGAGGCGCUGGGCAUCAACUACGGCCAAGUGGGAAACAAUCUGCCGCCGCCGGAAAGAGUCCUCGACCUCCUCCACUCACUCCGGCUGACGAAAGCCAGAAUCUACGACACAAACCCUCAAAUCCUGACAGCAUUCGCAAACUCCAACAUCGAACUAAUCGUCACUGUAGAAAACCAAAUGCUGCCCACUUUAACAGAUCCGAACCAAGCCUUCCAAUGGGUUGCCACCCACAUAAAGCCCUAUUUUCCGGCGACCAACAUCACCGGAAUCGCUGUCGGGAAUGAGGUUUUCACCGGUGGUGACACCUCACUGGUUUCUUACCUUGUACCAGCAUUGGUCAGCAUACACAACGCUCUAGUUCGAUUCGGGUUAGACCAAUUCAUCAGGGUUUCAACCCCUAGUUCGUUAGCGGUUCUUGAAGAAUCUUUCCCCCCUUCAGCAGGUCGUUUCCGGGUCGAACUUACCCGGAUAAUGCCCCAGUUCCUGCAGUUUUUAUCCGCCACAAGAGCUCCAUUUUGGAUGAAUGCCUACCCGUAUUUCGCGUACAAAUCCGACCCGAAUAACAUCUCUCUAGACUACGUACUUUUCAACCCGAAUACAGGAGUGGUGGAUCCAUACACAAAUCUACAUUACGAUAAUAUGCUGUACGCUCAAGUGGAUGCUAUAAUAUUCGCUAUGGCGAAAAUGGGCUACGGAGGAGUGGAGGUAGGGGUUUCAGAAACAGGUUGGCCUUCGCGGGGCGACCCGAAUGAAAACGGGGCGACCCUGGAAAACGCUGCGGUCUAUAACGGGAACUUGUUGAGGAGGCAGGUGAGGAGAGAAGGGACUCCGUUGAGGCCUCAAACGGGGUUAGAGGUUUACAUGUUUGCGUUGUUUAAUGAGGAUAUGAAACCGGGCCCCACUUCAGAGAGGAACUAUGGUUUGUUGGAGCCCGAUGGAACCAUGGCGUACAAUAUCGGACUGUACGUAGAUUCCAGGACCAACGAAGUAAAACCAUAGGUUCUUUAAUUUAUUUUCCUACAGUUUAUUGUUCACACACAAAUAUAGAUAUGAACAUGUAAAUAAAUAUACUGUGCUUCUUUUUUUCUA